Toxoplasma gondii ME49 is the source of this 6630-nucleotide messenger RNA. RefSeq names its product protein phosphatase 2C domain-containing protein. The record is from RefSeq and is a predicted model, not a curated record. Lineage: Eukaryota; Apicomplexa; Conoidasida; Eucoccidiorida; Sarcocystidae. Gene Ontology annotation, biological process: protein dephosphorylation. Gene Ontology annotation, molecular function: cation binding; protein serine/threonine phosphatase activity. The transcript is spliced from 7 exons. Bases 2117 to 4846 code for a protein of 909 amino acids.
GGCACAGGUAUGCAUCUACGCAUGCAUACACAAAUUGGCAGCAGCUUCCUCUGUUCUGUGUUCCAUGCAUGCGUCUAAACUUGUGCAGGGCCUGCGUACGCGUAUGUAUGCUUGAUGCGAAUGUGUUUCCCCGCUUCCUCGACUUCACUGCGAGCGUUUCGGUGAAGCGCGAGCUUCUGUCGACUGCAGCUCUGGCGAGGCUGCUCGGAGCUGAGGAUUGUCUCCCGCGUUUCUCCUUCUCUUCUGUCCUGCCCUUGCACAAGAGCAAAGACCCUGUUCUUUACGUCAAACGAAACACUGAGCUUCCCCUGUUGCCGGCCUUCCGGGAUGCUCCAGGUUUCUCCGUGGAAAAUGUUUAGAACUUUGACGCUCUGAGGCGAGGCACUCGGUAUGGACGAGAGGUGGGUCUCCACGUUUGGAGAGAAAACACGGAAGUCAAAAAACGGGGAACAGGAGAAACGCGAAGACGGGUCGCGGCCUUCGAAGACAGCGCGCGCCACCGUGUGCUUUCGCGUACCCUGCUGCGGUGUGCAUUCGCGUGGAGCAGACGGCCUGUGUCGCGGAGAAGAAAGUGCAGGUUCUCGUCGAAGAGAAAGCGGAGCCUUCGCGAAACAAUUCUGGCGAGUCUCGCGCGUCUUCUCUCGCGAAAAAGCUGCUUUCGCGAGCCACAGGCGCAACUGAGGCGGGCGGCCUGCCUUGACGCGGUGUCUGUACACUCCAACCGUGUUUUCCCCUGGGAGACGCUGUUGAGUCUUUGUUCGCCUCCGUUUCUCGCGCUCUUUGUGUGCCUUUUUUUUCUCGCGUUUUCUUUUUCAAAAGCGCACGGUUCUCGCUGCGUCGUUGGAACUUGAAUUUCGAGGAAGUCGACCUGCAGCCAAGUCACUCGAGACGACACGACGCAACGCCCCGCGCACCUGCGCCGUCUGCGAGCAAGCGCGUUUCUCGUUUUCGUGGGCGGAAUCGCUCUUGCCCAUUGAGUUCUUUUUCCCCCGAGACUCUCAGGCCUCCUUCCUCGUUUUGUGGCAAAACUGUGAGGUGCCAGACAGAAAAAGCCAGCUGCGUUUGCUCUUCCCGGUGGGGCGCGGACUUCUCUGCGAACUCCCGUCUCUUUCUUUGAUUUCUGGGCUCUCGCCUUGCUCUCCUCUCUGUUUCGACUGCUUUCUCUCUUGUUUCCCUCGCUUCGUCUCCUGAUCUAGUUUCCUCCGUGCAGUCGUUCGUUUCUCUGCGCGUUUUUUCGCGUCCUGCGGCGUGUCUGCUCUCUGCGCUGCUGCUUCUUGGUGGCCAGUUGGAUGCGAGGGAGGAGCAUCCGUCUUUUUCCUUUCGCGAGUACGAAGGAAAGAAAGUUUUGUUCGUCUCUGCUUUCUUCCUCUGAGCUGCCAGACGUCUUGCCGGACCUCCUCCCCCUCUGUGCUUCUGCGUUUUUCUUGGUCUCCUUCCGCGCUUCUCUUCUCUGGUCGUCUCCGUCCCCGUUUCCUCUGCUUUGUUCAGGUUCGGCUGCUUCCUGUCGCAUCGAUGGACGACGGGAGACAGGGCCGACCUCGGGGGCGUUCCCCAGGGAAGCCGUGAGGACCGUCCUUUCCUUUUUCUUCGUUCUCUCUCGGUCUUCCGUACUCCUUUCUUUCCUGUCCGUCUCUCGUGUCUCUCGCAAAGACGCACCGAGAAGCGUCGUCUGUGGCCGUGAGUGCGUUGAACACACCGCCUCGUGUGUACGUACACCGAAGCGUCAGCGCGAGGCUGCGGGAACGUCUGGCCUUUCACCUGCUGUUCUUUUUUCUGAAGUGGAUCGGGACUUCAGGGAAGAACGAGUUCUGACGCAUCUUCUCGCGCUCAUCUCGCACGGGUGUGUCUGCAACGGAGAUGCGCUCGAGGCGGAUCGCAGAGACAACAGACGCCACGAAGUCGAUCCUCGCUUUCUUCUUCUCUUCCUCUUCUCUUUCUCUUCUCUUCCUCUUCUCUUUUCUCUUCUCCUCCUCUUCUCUUUUCUCUCUUUCUUUCUCUUUUCUGCUCUGUUGCUCGCGCGGUGUCUGCCUCUGCUGGAGUCUGGUCUCGCCUGAGGUCGCGUUUCUCCCGCAGAAGUUGAGUCGGUCUCUCCUCCAGAUCUCUUCUUGCACUGAAGAUGGGGGCGUACUUGUCCGCUGCGGACUCCUCGAAGGAGACGACGAGUGGUGUGUGUACAGCGAUGAAUCUCCGAUGGAGCACAUGCAGCAUGCAGGGCUGGCGCGUCAGCAUGGAGGACUCGCACUUGGUUCUCUACGCGAAGACUUGCCCUCGUCUCGCCCAAGCCUCCCUCGGCGCCGACCGCGAAGCGCCCGUCCGCGACUCUUCGGGCCCCAAGCGCCUCGGGCUCGAAGCGGAGACACCCGCGGAGUCGCCCCCGCGCGCCUCUUCGGGCCCCAAGCGCCUCGGGCCCGAAACGGAGACACCCGCGGAGUCGCCCGUCCGCGCCAGCUCGCGCGCCUCCCAGCCCCGGAGCCCCUCCGCCGAAGGCCCCACGGGCGCCUCCGCCUCCGCUUCGGGCCUUCUGGGCUCCAGCGCCCUGGCGGUGGGGCCCGACGAGAAGAUCUACUUCCAGUGGGGCGAGGCGACGAUGGUGAAGCGACUCGGUCGCGCCCAGAGACGCUCCAGCGGAACUGUGGGCGGCAUUCCUGUCGGAGCCUCAGUGGAGGUGAACGCUGAGGAGGAGGAGAAGGCUGUCUUCAGAGGAGAAGAGGAAGAGAAACGUAAGAACGGAGUCUGUCGAGGAGGCGCCGCGCGCAGAAGCUUCCGCCGGAGGCGCCGGUCGUCUGCAGGCGAGGAGGAGAAGGGGAUCGCGGAGGAGGAAGACGCGAUUCCGGAGGACGUCGAAACCGGAGACGUAAAGCUCGCUCUCUUCGCUGUAUUCGACGGCCAUGGCGGCGCCCAUGUGGCGAGAUUCGCGGCGGAACGCCUGCCGCAAGCCUUGCUGGCGCAGGACGGCUUUCGAAAGGGUCACUACGGCGCGGCACUGCGGGGCGCGUACUUGGAGGUCGACGAGCAGUUGCGCGAGGCUUCUUGCCAAGAAGAACUGCAUCACCUCGCCCACCAUCCCUCCACGCAUCGCCUGAGACUGGAGCAGAACGCCCUCGUCUUGGGCUCGAACGGAUCCUUCUCUCGCCGCCUCAAUCGUCUCUCUGGAAGCGGCCUCGUCAACCGGACCUUCUCCUUCGGGGGCUCGCUGGGCGAAGGCGACAAACGCGGCGGAUCCGAAACCCCAGAAGAGGCGCCCGAACGCGGAGUCUCCCGACCCGCGAGCUGGGAGCCCAACGCGCCGGUGCGCGAGGCGGCGGAGAAGCCUGAAGAGCUCGCGGACAGUGCGGAGCGCGCGAGGCACGAGGAGACAGCGGAGACACCCUCAGAAGCGUGUGGGGGGUCGGCGGGAGCGACGGCGUUUGAUUCCGAAAGCUCCUCCGACGGCUUCUUCAUACCUCAGCCGCGAAGCCCCGCAGCAGGCGUCGCCGGAGGCGCGGACGCGUCGCAGAGAAGGUCCUGCCCGCGCCUGCGCCUCUUCGAGUCUCCGGAGCACCGCGCGCCCGACGAAGCGCCUCCCGGUGUGUUUCUUGGUGGAGACAGGAGCGAUUCGAGAGGAGACGCAGAGAUUCCUGGGGCUCCUGAGGAGGUUGCUGUCGCUGCUGCGCCGGCCUUCCCUCCCGCAGAAAUGAUCGCGGCCAGAGAGGGAACAGUCUCGGCAGACCGGAGCAGCUCUUCCAGUAGGCCGGGAGCGAGAGAGACUGCGCAUGCGGGGUCUCUCCAGCCGAGCCGAGCUAGGGGCUUUCGGGCGUCCUUCGCGGGCCUCCUGGAAGCCGUGAGGAACUCUUUAAAUGUGGGGAGAUUCUUCAGGGCAGGUGCAGGGAACGCGCAGAAUCCGUUAAAGUCACUUGCGAGUCUCGCCGGAUGCACCGCCAUCACUGUCUUCGUCACGCCUUCGUGGAUUAUCGUCGGAAAUGUCGGAGAUUCAAGGUGCGUGCUUUGUCGAGGCGACGAGGCGGUGGAGCUUUCACGAGAUCACAAGCCUCAACUUCCUGAAGAAAGAAUUCGAAUCUACGCGGCAGGGGGGUACUUGGAAAUGGGUCGCGUAAACGGCAACUUGAAUUUAAGUCGCGCUCUGGGGGACCUUGUCUACAAACAAGACUCGACUUUGCCACCCGAAAAACAGAUCGUCUCUGCAGUCCCCGACGUCGUCAGUGUACACAGAGACGCGGCGAGAGACGAGUUCCUUAUCAUCGGCUGCGAUGGCAUUUGGGAACUGCUGAGCUCUCAGGAGGUAGUCGACUUCAUUCGAAAGCGCAUCGAGGAGACGCCGGAUUUGUCUCAGAUCCUGCAGGAUCUCUUGGACAGUCUGCUGUCUCCGAACCCAGCCGUGUUCGAGUAUGGGUGCGACAACAUGACGGCGAUUCUGGUCGAUCUAAAACCUAAUAUGCGGAGCUACCGGUCGUCGACGAUGGACUCAGGUUCCCAGAUUUCUCGUCUGCACUCUUUUAGGCGACGAGGGAGUUCCGUCGCGACUCUCGCGGCCUCCACGUCGAGGCUGAAGGAGGCGGACUGUUGCGCAGAAGCCGUCUCUUCCGCGAAUCCGACCUCUUCUUCUUGGUCGCCUUCCUCUGCUUCGUCCUUCGAGAGACACGAGCGAGAGGAGUUGCCGCCUCUGCGUAAGCAGGUGAUGUGCGUACGCCAAGUCGAGGAAACAGAGCGAGAGACAGGACCUGGAGGUGACCAGCUGAAGAAAGACGACGCGUCACCGGCGGAGGCCGGACAGCUGCGGGGACGAGAAGAGGGAGAGGGCGACGCUGCGGCUGGCGAGACGCAGGCAGAGACAGACGGCGGAGCGUAAAUAAGGAAGGGGGAACUGGGCGUUGUCAUUUGAAGGAGAGACUGCACGCGGUCAAGUUCGCAGGAGAAAGCAGACGAACGGAGUCCCCACCAGUGGACGGAGAGAAACGACUCGCGCGUCUUUGUUGUGGGUCGAGUCAAGGCACCGAGUCGGCAGUCUGACUCUUUUGCGAGAAGAAACCGACGCAUGAGCUGCAAUGCGAACAUGAGAGAGCAGGCGCAGUCAAGGAAACAGCGACGUUGGAGUACGAAAGCGGAGGUUUCCGGCCCGCAGCGGGGAAGAACAGAGUGUGGAGAGAUCCACGGCGUGCCAUCGUUCACGGUCUCGCGUAGCCGCUCUGCUCCAGUGAAAAAAAAUGUCCACUGGAUGAAGAACGGCAGUGAAGGACUCCGAUCUGAUUUUUUAAAACGCAGUCCGAGUCCGCAGCGACAGAACAUGUCUUGUGAGGACAAUAGGAGUCCGCCUGAUUCACCGGAAAACCACUCCGCUCCCGGGCAUACGUUCGCGCGUCGCCAGUCCUCGCAGUUCAGAUGUGGACUCGAGAUCUUCCCUUUCUGUGUCUCUAUGUCUUAGAAAGGCUUCAGACGACACUCCGCGGGAAGCGGAAACGCCUUUCAAGCACCGUUCACCCUCACAGAAAAGCACACCAGGGACGCUAGCUUCCCGGCGAUUCAGUCCUUUCUUUGGGGAAACACACUUCAGUUCUCGACGCCCAUGUUCUCUUAAAGAACGAGGUGCCAUGCGACCUAACCAGUAACUGAAAGCGGUCUCUCACAGAACCUGCAGUGUCCGUCGCUUGCCACUCCAGAGCCGCUUGCAGACAGCGACGUGUGGGGGAUUCGACUUUCUGAGAACUGACGCGACAUCCGACUUCUUGUACUUUCAGAGAAUUCUCUCAGUCCAGCCUUCGUCGCAGUUUUCUUCGAGAAACAGGGAACUUGAGGAACUAAACAAACGCUUUUUCGAGUUCUCAGUGGACACGGAAGUCUCUUUCCCUUCCACGUGCUUGCCAUGUGUGGCGGCGUCUUAUCUUAGGGGAAGAAAACGAGGUUCUACAGCUACAGGGUACACUGUCACACAUUCAGUGUUUGAGUCUGCAUGUCGCUUAAGAACGACCUCGUCUUUGAGGUGCGAAAUAAGCGACGGAUACUAAAUGGGCACCUGUGAAGAACUCGUCUUCAGCACAACGGUUGACGCGCAGCGUACGGAAACCACGGUAUUCCGCUGGGACCUGUCUAACUAGUUGUUGGCCGCUGGCAAAAACGCCUCCUCCACUCGUGGUUCGUGUGAAACGCGUUGGCUGUUGCACAGCACCUUGUGCGAUCUGUUGAACUCUACGCGAAAAAGCGAAAUCGCAGUCGGCCUGCGACGCCGACACCUGGAAUACCGGCAAGUCCUUUCAACCGUUUACAAGGAAAGAGACCGACACAGGCGUGUGUCCACGUUUCUGAAACUCUGUCGCGGGUGUGGCGGCUCCUGCAGAUAAAGGAAGCAAGUAAGGUUUGUCGGUGAAGCAAUCGGAUGUGGUUUUCAGAGUUGUCUGCUGACUCCCCUUCCACACACCUGGAAAAGAUGUAUUUAAGUGUGAGGAGGAGAGAUACACAGAGCGAUAUCAACGCCACAGAAGGCAAGACACAAUGCAGUACAGAGCAGCAAGGAGCUGAAAUACGCGCGGGAACCGACACUGGUGGCUGUUCUCCUGGGCUGACGACGAGCCGUGAAGUCAGGACAGACUCCGACCGACGGGGCUGAUCGUGGGUGCCUCUGACCAGUUGUGUUCUCUU